CUAAUAGUUCAUAAACCUCCCAGAGGGUAUAUCUAAUGUUACUCAAUCAUGUCUUCCUCAACCUCAUGCUUCACUGCACAGACCCGCUUGUUGCCAUGACAUUCCCCUUGGCCCCGUUUGCUUCAUGCACCAUGCACCGAGCACUAACACUCAUGGCAACUGCACGGUGCAUUCACUCAGUUCAUGAUGCAGUAUAUCAAGCCUCUCCCGAUCUCAUCAUCCUGUUACUCUACAACUCGUCUCCAGAUCACGUCUACCAGUCCCCCAGAUCACCUCUGCAAGUUGUCUGUAGAUACAGAUCUAGUUACCAUGGACCCGAGACUAGUAACGGACAGAAGAGGGAAAAGAUUCCUCCCUAAGAAGCGAUUUCGCAAGAUUUUGCGGAACAACAUAGACGGAAUCACCCGCCCCUCGCUCCGUCGUCUUGCCCGUCGCGGUGGCGUCAUUCGCAUUAGCGCUGAUGUCUAUCCUGAAGUCCGCAAGACUGUCAAGAACCGCCUAACUGAGAUAAUCCGGCAAAUUCUUCUGGUCAUGGAAUCCUCCACCACUCCUGGCCACGAACGCAAGGUUGUCCGUACCACAGAUGUCGUUUUUGCAUUGAACAGAAUGGGUCAUACUCUCUACGGAUUUGGUUAGAACCGCUCUUCAUGUACAAAGACCAACACGGAAAGCCCAUGUUCGUGAGAGCAUGUGCCCAACGCUUGUCAACAAUCCUUCACCAGAGAAACUUCCUGCUUUAUCAGGCGCAUGCUGUAUUAGCAGGCUUGAUUGAGGAUGGUGACGGUGCCUUUACAGCUACAU
Molecule: messenger RNA, 801 nt
Organism: Aspergillus neoniger CBS 115656
Lineage: Eukaryota; Fungi; Ascomycota; Eurotiomycetes; Eurotiales; Aspergillaceae
Exons: 8
Coding region: 184-636 (150 amino acids)
Biological process (GO): nucleosome assembly
Molecular function (GO): protein heterodimerization activity; DNA binding; structural constituent of chromatin
Source: RefSeq, a predicted model, not a curated record